GCGCCCGCGGCUUCUCGCAGGGUGGCGGCUCCUACCUCCUCGACUGCGGCACGCCCCUGUUCGCGGAGCCGCCGCCCCGCAGCCCCGGCGCAGGCGCGCGGCGAGACAGCUACUGGAUGAUCCAGGAGACCACGCGCACGUACAACCGGGCCGUGCUCGAGCUCAAGCGGGCCGCCUGCCCGCGGGAGCGGCUGGACGCCCGGGCGCUCGUGCGGGUGGACGAG
This is a messenger RNA of Prorocentrum cordatum, 224 nucleotides long. The record is from the annotation of a GenBank genome assembly. NCBI's taxonomy places the organism in Eukaryota, Dinophyceae, Prorocentrales, Prorocentraceae.